AUGGUAGUGCAGAAUGUGUCAUAUGCUGAGGCAGUGAGGAAAGUAGAGAAUGGAGGGCAAAUUGUAAGGGAGCCUGAGAGGAUCCAUAAGUGUUCCAAAGGAGAAGUGAGGGACACGCUCAAUAACCUGGUCCUCUUCGGCAAAGUCACCUACGACAAACUGCUCAAGGAAGUGCCCAACUACAAACUCAUCACCCCAACUAUUGAAUCUGAAAGGCUAAAGGUCAGAGCCUGUCUCGCCAGGGUAGCCAUCCAGGAACUGCUGUCUAAAGGUAUGAUCAAGCUGGUGUCCAAGCACAGAGCACAGGUGAUCUACACAAGGGGCACUGAGGAGGGUGAAGACGCAGAAAAGGAGAAGGAAGCGCUACACAGCUGGGUCAAAUGA
This is a messenger RNA of Oncorhynchus tshawytscha (Chinook salmon), 384 nucleotides long. RefSeq names its product 40S ribosomal protein S25-like. The record is from RefSeq and is a predicted model, not a curated record. The transcript is spliced from 4 exons. Gene Ontology annotation, molecular function: structural constituent of ribosome. The coding region runs from base 1 to 384 and encodes 127 amino acids. Gene Ontology annotation, cellular component: cytosolic small ribosomal subunit. Lineage: Eukaryota; Metazoa; Chordata; Actinopteri; Salmoniformes; Salmonidae.